AACUCCGCGACCGCCUGUGCAGCCGCCUAUGAUGGCCCAAUUCUGCCGGCAGCAACCCCACACUUGCGUGAUGCCCGCUCAGUCCGCUCUCGUCAGCUCCGUGUAGUAGCGAUCAUCACAACGUGUCUUGUGGUUUAAGUUCUCUGUGCCUCAACCCUCUAUAAACGUGAUAUCAACGCAAAAUUACAGCCAUCGCCUUCAUAGGAUACAACAAUGGUCAAGGAAGAGAUCCACAAAUAUGGUACCAAUGAUGGCUGGCAUGGUGUGAUUAGCGAGGGAGGAGAGUUUCCUGUUGAGAAAGACAGGUAUCAUCUGUAUAUUGGCCUUUUCUGCCCCUUCGCUCACCGGGCCAAUCUCGUCCGGCAUAUCAAGCAUCUCCAGCCCUUCCUCCCAAUCUCAAUUGUCAAGCCCUAUCCCAAGGGAGAGCCAGGAUGGCGCUUUGACGAAACUUAUCCAAAUGCUACGCCAGAUCACCUUUACAAUAGCCGCUUCUUACACCAGAUUUACUUUCGCGACGAUCCAGCUUACAGUGGAAAGUACAGUGUUCCACUCCUGUGGGACAAGAAAGAGAAACGCGUUGUCAGCAGCGAGAGUAUGGAAUUGUUGAAGUGGCUGCCUCGAGCAUUCGAUAGUCUGAUCGGAGACGAAAAGAUUCGGAGCAUUGACUUCUAUCCUGAGCAUUUGAGGGCCAAGAUUGAUGAAGUCACACCGUGGCUCACAUCACUGAUCUGCCACGGCGUUUACAAGGCCGGCUUCAACACCACCCAGGACGGGUACAAUGAGCACGUCGUCCCUCUCUUUGCUGCAUUGAACAAGCUGGAGAAGCUGGUGCACAGCAAUGGAGGGCCGUACAUCUUGGGUGACACACUGACGGAACUGGAUCUCUUGGCGUAUCCGACGGUAGUCAGAUUUGAUACGGUAUAUGCGCAACAUUUCAAGACCAACUUGGGGACCAUCAGGCAUGAUUACCCUGUUCUCAACAAUUGGCUGAAGAAUCUGUACCACAACAUUGAGGGCUUCAAGGAGUCGACGGACUUCCAGCACAUCAAGGAAAAUUACACGAAGAGCCACCCGGAUAUCAAUCCGUUAGCGAUCACGCCUUUGGGACCUUAUCCGGAAGUUGAGGAAGGAUAUCGGGCAGACUGGGCUCAACUCAAGCCAGGAGAAGUGAGACAUCCAUUAGUCAUUGAGGCGGCAAGCAAGUUGUAAGGAACUUAGAUUGAUGACACUGGUAGAGAAUACGUGCUGCCCGAUCCA
Boeremia exigua is the source of this 1257-nucleotide messenger RNA. Its product is annotated as glutathione S-transferase. The coding region runs from base 214 to 1209 and encodes 331 amino acids. Gene Ontology annotation, molecular function: glutathione transferase activity. NCBI's taxonomy places the organism in Eukaryota, Fungi, Ascomycota, Dothideomycetes, Pleosporales, Didymellaceae. The record is from RefSeq and is a predicted model, not a curated record. Gene Ontology annotation, cellular component: cytoplasm. The transcript has 3 exons.